UGUAACACGUCUAAUUUGAUUGGUACAUCGACAAAAGGAGAAUGACUCAUCAAAAUUGAAACAAAAGGGAAAAAACCCUCUUAAAAUAGUUAAUUCAUCCGGAAGAAUCUUAUUUCACCAUUUCACUGAUGACUUCGUUCUACUAAGUUGUUUGAGGAUGUAGAAACGUAUGAAAUAAGCAAGAAUGUUACUUCCUAAUGGCUGAAUUACGUUAUGAGCGAACUGAAAAGUGGAGAAACUAAAGAUGUAGAGCAGAAAAAUCUCUUCUCGACAAGGAUACAGAAUGCUAAACAACAACUCGAAAGAACAUGUCGUGUUCAGUCUUCCGAAUUCACUGCGUUGUGCAGUGAGUUGUUACAAUUGAAUUUCCACUCCGAAGAUGGAAAGUUUAAUGUUAUCAAUAACCUUAAACAGCUCAAUGGGAAUUUUGUGGCCAAGAUUAUUCGUAAAGGUCUCGCCAGUCUCGAGAAGGUUUACUCCGAGCCUAAAGUCUUCGAAGAUGAGUCAAUCGCACUGGUAGAAUUAUGCCUCUCGCUUUAUUCAAAGCAGCAAGCGGAUCAUAGAGAAGAUGGGCAAUGUUUUCCUAAUCCGGCCUUGUUGGUAGACUGUACGGCAGGGCUUUGUGACGAGAUCUUGAAAUCCAAAUGUGCGGAUGGAAAGUCCAGCCUCCGUUCCGAGGUCAUACUGUCAAAAUGUUUGGUAGAACUUGUCAAUUUAUAUCGAGUAAUGUUUAGCUACAAGCUAACAUUAUUUGGUAACUUAAAUGAUUACGAACCGUCAAAAUUACAGCAGUUCUUCCAAAGAACAUUUGGUUCAUUAAAGCAAAGGAUCAAUGAUGAACACUUUGACGAACUUAUUAGGAAGACAGCUAUGAUAGCCAAGGAGGAUCAGAAGAUAAAUCUUAAUCUGGAAGAAAAUCUCUCUUGGAUGAGGAACUCUUUACUCUACCAUUGGAAUAAUUUGCUGCAACUUUCAUUUGUGACAAAUUUGUUCGCCAUUCGAAUUGCACAGCAUGACAUUGCUUUUUAUACCGAUCACCAAAGUACAUCGGACAACUAUGAACAACAAAUAUACAAAGAAUCGUUAAUUUCUCGUGUUUCCUCUAUUAAAUACAAAGAUAUGGACUGCAAUCCCCUCUGCAUUGAAGACAAAGAGAGGCAAGACAUUCUGUUCAAAAACAAGUUUAUAUUUCUCUUUCAGAGUAAAUUGUGCAUGAAGCUUAUUCAAUCUGACGUUCCAACGACUUGCCUAGAGAUGUUGUUUGGAAUAUUUAGCAAUAACGAAAUGUCUUCAAGUCCAAAUGUCGAGGAAGAUAAGAAAAUUUGUCAGUCAAUCAUGUCAUCACUUCAUCCAUGGCAACUUGAUAUACGACUAUGGGAGUAUGGAGACUUAUCAGGAAGACGUCACCAAUUGCUUAUGUUUCAAGUAGUUGCCGAAGCAAUACUCAGUCAAAAAGAUUAUCACGCACCAAUCGAGAGAAUCGUUAAGUUUUGGAGAACCACUUUUCCGAAAAACGAGUCAUCUUAUGGAAUAUUGACAAAGAUCUUGGUUUUCACUAUUUUGGGACCAAAAAUAUCAAAGGAAAUGCCUUAUAUAACGCGACCAAUGGGUUUCCAGAGAAUAGAAACGAUGAAACUGCAUCACUGCGAGGUUAUCCUGAAUAAUCUGGUUGACUUUUUGUCACAACUUCCUUUAGAUAUUCUUUCCACUACAACUGACUGGCUAUCGUUGUUUUUUUGUUUAGUAAAGGCGUUUCCAGAUUCUUGGAACUGCCAAGAGAGCUUAAAGUUCAUCGAGUUUUUUUCAGAUUUAGAGGCACAAGGACUCGUCGAAUUUGAAGAACAAUUAAGGAAUAUCAUAACAAAUUGUUUUGCAUCAUUGAAUGCAGAUGGCCAGGUUAAAACAACAGUAUUGCCGAUUAUAAUAGAACGUCUACUAGAAGAUUCUGAUCUUGAAAGGUACAAACUAACCCUCAAAAUACUCACUCCUAUUGCACCAUAUAUGGAAGCUGAGAACAUUAGGAAGUACUUGUCAGAUUUCAUCACAAUUGUACGAAGUUAUGAUAUUCCACCAUCAGGUGAAACGCUGUUGAUUCAGUCAGGAAAUGCAGUUCAGAUGUUUGAUUUUAGCUGGAGUAGCAUAUUCAGACUGAUCUCAGUAUCCAGUUCUAUUGGUGAAGCGGAUAAAGAGGAAAUCUUCAUGUCUCAUUUAAGAUUGAUUAAGAAUGCAAAAGAUAUCGCAGACCUGAAAAAAAUCAUGAUGCUAUGCAACGAUUUUCUAAUUUUAUCAGUUAACACAUCCAGUGUAAAACAAUUUUAUCAUCGCCUUGAAAAUCCCGGUAACUGGAAUAGUUGUGCUCUUGUUGUACAGUGCUGCACUGUAUGGUGCGGAUAUGAGUAUGUCAGACUAAAUAUCUUUGAAAUAGGGCGUGUUUAUCACAAGAGAGAGUUCGAUGAUCUAGUAACUGCAUUAUUCAAUGCUAUCGAUGGGUGUCUACAUUCAAGUAGAUUAUUCAGUUUGUUUGCACAAGUGAUUGUUCCCUUUUUAUCAAUGGCUUCUUCAUGUAGCGCUGAGAAUUGCCAGGAUUUAGUGACAUGCGUAGUAGAAUGGAUUUCUGUUGGUACCUUUGACAAAGCUGAACACGAUCUAGCCAUGGUGUUUAUCUGCACUGCACUAGAACUUCGCAAGAAUGAAAUCACGCAAAUGGAUAUGCUUGCUUUUUAUAAUGAGCUCAUCAAAAUAAUUCGUCAAAAGAAAUUUGUACAAAUUGAAAUUAUCGGACUCUUUCUGGGACUACAAGAAAUGCUUAAGUUCCCUUUAACAUUCAAGGAUAUCACUCUCUUGAUUCCAUGCGUUUGCAAGCUGCUUGAAAGAGGAAACAUAACAAGCAUUCAAGAGGUAAAGCACAUUAUGUUUCAUCUCUUUAAAAUACCAGACACCAAGCAGAAAAAUCAACGAAGAGGCAUCACCAACUUUGAGAAUCUUCUGGAUUGCCUUCAGUCGCCAUCACUCGCGCGUCAACUUGUUAUACCGGGCGAGGAAAGGAUUGAAACAAGUGGUCCAUUCUUAAAUAUUCCGUCCAGCAGCCUGAAGGAACAUUUCUUGAGCGUGAUGACCAUGUCAGUGGAACAAAUUCACAAAUUAUCAAGGGUACCCAUGUGCAGUUCUUCUUCUGAAGAAAUGACGCUGUUACACGUCAUAUCUAAAAAGUCGCCGAUGUCUUUUACUCACAACAAAUCGAGCAAGCUGUUCAUCCUUCUCCUUGAGAAGGUAAUAGCGAAUGAAAGGAAUGCUGAAUGUUUUAUUGACUUGGUCUAUGCCACCAUAGAGGAAAAUGUCUCUUCUCAGGAAUUUGAAGAUAGUCUACAAAAGGUAGAGGACAUGAUACGAAUAAUGACACCCCCACUGGAACCACUGAUGGUAUCUUGCAUUAAAGAAUGCUACAAGAUUGGUAUGAAGGAAGAGCACAGAAUUACGACACUUCUUCUCGUCCUGAAGGACUGGAAGUGGACAAGAGAAGACCUGGGGAUGAUAAUCAGUAAGAGAAAUGCUUCCAUAAACAUUCCUAAACAGUUGGUCCGAGCACUUCAGACAACGUCUUGGCCGGAGGAAAUGCGAGAAAAGAUCAAAAAGAUGAUUAAAAUGGCUUACCAACUGACAGAAGUGGAGCACAUGGAAAUAGAUGCUGCCUUGACGCAAUGGGAGUUUCAAACUUUUGUAGAUAACGAUCAUCUGGACAUCAGCAAUUUACCCACAGCCCUUCGUGCUUGCGAGCAAGCCUGUAAGUCAGACCAGUACGUCGAUUUCUUUAAGGAGAUACAGCAUUCCGGAACGGACAUUCAGGAAAUCAAUCAGUAUUCUCCUGGAGCAUUAGUAUGCUUUGUGACCGACCAGCUGAAGAGAUUAAAAGUUGCCGAGAGAGAUUUGAAAAAUACAACAACGAAGAUGAGCGAAACGCUGUUCAAGAAUACACAAUUCCCAUUUUUCAAGAAAUGCUAUUGUGAGCCUACGAUCUUUCCUAAUGAUACUACAAACACCAGGAAGACAACUGAAAAAUAUAUCUCUUUAUUUAGAGAUAUUCUACGACACUCAGAUUUUAUUGAGGAAGUUCAGCACUGGCUAGCCCUCGACUCAAUACAUGCAUUUCUAUGUAAAGACGUGAUUGUCGCUGCGGUUACUUGGAAGAAUGGAAGGAAAACUCGCGAGGAAGCCUUAAGUAUCAAUAAAAACAUUCUAGAUACACUCAACGGCAUGACCUCCAAUGGGCGCUGUUAUCAAAGUUUGGAAGCACCAAUAGAUGUUAUGGCAGAAAUCGUACGUACAACAGAAGAUGUAUGUUUGAUCAAAGAACUAUUACAGAAGCUCGCCGAUUAUGGAAAAAGAUAUAUUUCCGUGGAUUGCCUAAAAACUAUCACUGGAUGGAGCAAUUCAAAAGAAAUUUUCAAGUUCUUGUCUAAAAUUGAAGAAGAGGAUUCUUCAUUGACCGGUAUGAUUACAAUUGUACCGUACAUUGGCAAGGUUUUCCCUAACUCUGCUGAUAAGGUUAUCGAGCAAUUAACGAGCAUAAAGGAAACACGAGAGGAAUGUGAUGCGCUAUAUUUACAGGAAAUCACCACAUGGUCCAAGACUAUGAUUGAAGCUGGGUUUUCCAGGUCGGUUAUCGAGUCAUGGUGCACGAGCCUGGUUCUAUACGAAAAGCUCACCUCAAGAGACGUUCAUUGUAUCAUAAAUCUGACUCCAAGCACAAUCCAGCUCAUCUCCAAAGAACCUGGAGAAAUCGAGUCUUGCUUAUUUACAGCAGCUGCUCCCAAAACAUGGCACAAUGGCCACAGCUUCACUAAACUUGAAUUGCAAAGCUUGAAAUCAUUCAAACGACGUUUACAGUUUGCAAAGAUAUUGGAUGAAUUUGCUUCCAUUGCAAGAAUGUUUGAAACAAAUACUCGUUUUUUGGAAAAGGUCAAAGAUGGGACUCACAAUUUGUGUUCAAGUUUCCUAGAAAACCAAACUUCAUCAGGAGGGAUGUACAAAGUGCGCUUUAACUUUUUCAAGGAAAUGUUUGUUCUUCUGUUCACUACAGAAGGUGGCGUAAAUGAAGAGUCAAUGUCAAACCUGACAUCUCAAAUACAACUCUCUAGAGGACUUGUGGCCGUCUUCAGACGACUUGCAAGAAGUGUAAAAUACAGACCAGUUCUUUUUGAUCAUUUGAAAUCGAUAGUCCACCACACCCUUCAUUACAUUGACAAUUCAAGUCAACCGGACCAUCAAGCAAUACAGAAUGUCAUUCACAAACAUGUGAUUGGUUUGGAGGCCAAUCAAGAUGCCAUACACUCCUUGCAGGCUGCCGGAUACAAUCAAAGCUCUCCAGAUGAAGAUCUCUGGGCCUGCACUAGUAUUCAACUGUCAUCGUAUGUUUCCUCCGUCGAGUCUGUUUUGGAUUUUCGCAUCCAGCGCUUUUUGAAACAAACGUGGAGAGAAUGGAGAAGCAUUCUUACUGAAUUAGAGAUUAAAGAAGUGGAUGUCAAUGGAAAGAGGAUCCAAACAAGUGAAUUGAUGAAUUACUCUGAUUCAUUAGAGACAAUGGAAUCACAACUUGAAGCCGUAAAGAAAGCAACUGAAAAUGCCCCGGCGCAUAGCUGGUGUAGUAACAGACGGAGGCAGUUGAUGGAGAAAGAAAAAUACGUUCGAUCAAGUAUCGAAAAGGAAGCAAAACAGGAAACAAAAAUGUCGGGGUUGACGAAAAUGGUGAUCUCUUGGGAUAACCAACUGUUUGACGCAGUCAAAACGUGCACAGAGAAAAUACCAGGUUGUUAUGCUCCUGACGGAUUUCACUCACAAAAACCUGUCAUUUGUGGACUGGCAAUUGACAACAGGAUCCUAACUUUGUAUAAACAAGAGAAGAGAUCCUUAACUGAAUUGGAAAAUGUGGAAGUGAAGCUGUUCCCAGUUGGGAUGCUGGUCUACUGGAUUCACAGUAGCGGCCAUUGCUACGACACGGAUCAACUAUGGGCAGCUUUCUUCAAGAUGUUACUAGUGAAAAGAUUGGUUCCUAAGAUAUUUCUAACUGAUAUGAGCCCUGGAUUUGAGUGGAUUAAAAGAUUUGUCAGCCCAGAAAAGCCCGGAAGAUCAUCUGAAGGUAUCGCGUUUUGCUCAUGUAACACCCUUAUACCAACUAAUGAAGACAGCUAUGACUACGAACCUAAUCAUUUUAUUCGUGAUUUUUACAACGAAAUGCCAUCUGAUGCGAUUACCGAGCUAAUUAUUCUUACACCAGAUGAUAUCAAGAUGAUGGAAUUUCCUAGCCUCAAGUCUCCCAAAAGAAAUGAACUUAUAAGAACAUUGAUGAAAGAAGUCCUUGGAGCGGUUCAAAGCAAUGAACGACUCUUGGAAAAGCAUCAACACCUCGAAACUCAAGAACUAUUGAUUAAAAGACUCGCUUACGCUAUAAGAAAAGCGGCAGAAAUCUCAGUCGAUAAUGAGGUGCCUCAACUAAAAAUAAUUUCAAGUUUUAUAGACUUGGACAAGCUUUCAUCGGAAUGUGGAGACGCUACUAUAGUGCGAGAAAACGGCAAGGAUUUUUACGCUCAAAUUAUUCUGGACGCACUUCAAACUGAGAUGGAUCGACAUGUCGAAUAUUCCAGGGAAUAUGAUUGCUGUGAGCACGCACAGUUUUUGCAGUCAAAUGAAUCCACUCCAGAUAGGGAUGAGGAAAGACUGUAGCUCCGUCGUUUCCUUCACGUAUUAUCCAUUUUUAAAUGGAAAAUUAGAGAAAAGAUAAGAUCUACACCACUGUAAAAUCUAGUGUAGGGUACAAGGAAACUAGUUUUCCACAUUUUUAAUAUUUUUUUACGAUAGUUGUCUCAAAACCAGUUUGACCAGUUUGAAGCACCCAAGAAAACAUUGUAUAGCGAACUUUAGUGUAACGAUAAAUACCAUAGACCUUUUCUGAAAUAAUAUCAUGGUGCAUUGUGGUCUAGCUUCAGGACAAACAACACCAUAUUUGGCAGCAUGAACAAAAGAUGUUUUGUGCCGAAUCUAGACCACAAGGCAAUGCAAACUGCUAUCUUAUAGAAAAGGUCUAUUCCAACUUGCCCGCACUUUACAUUUAUACUGAUUCAUUCUAUGCUCAUGGAACGAGAAGGUGAAUGUAGCUUUUUAUGGACAAGAAAUAAGUACAAUUCCAGUAUCUAGAAAAUAAACCAGUUUAAUGCACAACUUCUUUAAGCCUGUCCUUUGAGGAGUCAAUUUAGUGAGUUUUUUUUCUGAUAAAAUUCACCAAUCGGAUAGCUUGAACUGAUGUCAUAGAAUUUUAGUUCUAAGUGCAAAAUCAAUCAUUACUUACGGAUCUUUUUGUAAUCUAUUCAUCAAUAUCAAUAUAUGAAAUAAAAUGAUCAUGUAUGUAUACCACAAAGUA
Messenger RNA from Exaiptasia diaphana, 7411 nucleotides. RefSeq lists its product as uncharacterized. NCBI's taxonomy places the organism in Eukaryota, Metazoa, Cnidaria, Anthozoa, Actiniaria, Aiptasiidae. The transcript has 6 exons. Bases 214 to 6717 code for a protein of 2167 amino acids. The record is from RefSeq and is a predicted model, not a curated record.